AUGUUGGGAUUAUUGGGCCAACGGGGUCACUAUUCAUCGGUAAAACGGUUAAUUCACAUGUCAGGUAAGUCAAAUUACUUGUUUUAUUAUGAAAAUUGUUUUUACGGCAACUUUGUUUUUAUUGCACUGUGCGGGACCAAUUUUAGCCUAUUUUUUGGCCUGCACGGUGCGGAAAUAAAAAAAUUGAAAAAGUUUGUCGCAAAUUGCGCAAAAAUAAUUAAAUAAUAAUGCCAUACGAUUUUUGAAACUUAUUCCACACUAUAUUUGUUAAUACGACUGUCAAAUCCACAAUUUUUUCGGAAAAAAUCAUUUUUUCCCAAAAUUUUGAUGAUCUUAAAAAAUUUUCAGCUCAAUUAGACAAAUUGGUGCAGUUCAAGUUAUCGGACAUUGGCGAAGGGAUUGCCGAAGUCCAGCUGAAGGAUUGGCAUAUCAAAGUUGGCGAUAAAAUUAGCGAAUUUGAUGAGGUUUGUGAAGUGCAAAGUGACAAAGCGGCAGUAACAAUUACAAGUCGAUAUGAAGGUAUCGUCAAACGAUUGUAAGUCUUUUUUAGCACUUUUUGUAGAUUUUUGAAAUUGAAUUUUGACGGUUUUUUCCGAUUUUUUGCGUUUUUGCACUGUGCAAAGUCAAUUUUGGCCUAUUUUUGGCUCUGCACCGUGCAAAAAAGAAAGAUUUUUUUUGCACAGUGCAAAUGGGGAACAAUCUUGUGCUGUGUGGGCCGAAAUUUUUAAGUUUUUUGUUUGUCAGCACUUUGCAAAAAAUUGGAAAAAUUUUUGCACUGUGCAACCGAAAUUUUACUUCUUUUUUCCAGUGCGCACGGUGCAAAAACGAACUUUUUUGCACUGUGAAAAACAAACAAUUUUUGGAAAUCCUCAACGUACAAAAUUUUUCAGGCACUACGAGAUCGACCAAGUUGCCAAAGUUGGUCAACCACUAAUCGAUAUCGAAGUUGAAGAUGAUUCAGCUGUCUCCGAACCUCAAGAAGAAGGUAAAUUUACCAAUUUCGUUUUGAUUUAUCUUCAUUUUUUAGAAGAGUCGCCCCAAAUCACCUCCGCAAAGCCGGUGGAACAUCAUAGUCGGUCAUCAAAACUGUUGAUGACGCCAGCAGUCCGGAGGUUAAUUAGGGAGAAUAAAAUUGAUAUCCGGAAAAUCUCGGGGACCGGGAGAGAUGGUAGAGUACUCAAAGAGGACGUUUUGAACUUCUUGAAUGUGGUUGAAACUCCAGAAGGCCAUGAAAAAGAGGCGCCAGUAGAGAAGAAGAGCUUUGAAGUGAGGAAAUUUGAGAUUUUGAGGAUUUUUUGUGUUUCAUAAGUAGAGAACGCGCAGAUCUUGAUGAAACCUGACGCAGAUUUAGAACAAAAUUUUCUAAGACAUUUGCGAAAGUUCUGGCUUGCGCUCUGCUGUAACCAUCGAGAUUUUUAGGCCGGAAGUUCGGAUUUUUUCGACCUAGAAAUCUCGAUGGUUUGUGCAAAACAGAGUAUGAAACUUUUGCUUAUGCCUUAAAAAAUUCUGUUUUAAAUUUGCGCCAAGUUUCAUCAGGCCCGCAGGGUCCAAAUAUCCUUCGUAUAAAAUGUCACCCGCAGUCUGCAGAUAGCAAAAAAGCUGAAAACUUGGAGCUGGGUUAUAUUUUUGGUUUACUUCUUUAUUUAUGAGUACAGAGACGAAAUAAAAAUACAUUUUCAGCCCCAGUUAACCGAAGAUAAGGUGGUCCCCAUCCGCGGAUAUACCCGAGCCAUGAUAAGUUCCAUGUCCGAGGCCCUGAAAAUCCCCCAUUUUGGUUACAACGACGAAUACACGGCAGACGCACUAGUCGACUUCCGUCAUCAACUCAAAUCCGAAGCCAAAAGACGCAAUAUCAAACUGACUUAUAUGCCAAUCAUCCUAAAAGCCACCUCCGCCGCACUUACCGAUUUCCCCCAAUUGAACGCGCAAGCUGAUGCGGGACACAAGAACAUCAUCUACAAGGCAAAUCACAACAUUUGCGUCGCCAUGGACACACCUGGAGGCUUGGUUGUGCCCAAUAUCAAGUUUUGUGAGCAAAAAAAUAUCUGGGAAAUCGCGGCGGAUUUGAAUCGGCUCUUGGAAAGUGGGCAGAAACAACAAAUUCAAAGAGAAGACUUGCUCAAUGGGACGUUCACAUUGAGUAAUAUUGGAAUUGUAAGUGAAUUUGGGCAGGGAAAUGUUAUUUGGACAUUGUUUUAGCCAACUUGGACAAAAAAUUUUUUUUCGGGAAUUUUUUUCCGGUAAAUGGGUUAUUUUGGGCUUAGAAAUCACAUCAUGGUCUAUUCAGAUCUUUGGUAAUUGUAAAAAAAAAUUUAUGAGGUUUUGCUGAUUUUCCGGGCGAUUUUUUUAUUUUUGCACGGUGCGGAGACAGUUUUAGCCUAUUUUUUGGCCCGCACAGUGCAAAAAAUAAAAAAAUUUUUAUUGCACAGUGGACGAGGGAAAUUUUUUUUUGCACAGUGUGAAAUGAAAAGAGUGAGUGUUUCGCACUGUGCAGCCGACAUUUCAGCCAAUUUUUUCGAUUGCACAGUGCAGAAAAUUUAGUUUUUUUCAUGUGCACUGUGCAAACGGAAUUUUAGCCUAUUUUUUUGGUCUGCACAAUGCAGAAAUAAAAAAAUUGAAGUGCAAGGGAUUUUUUGCAUUUUUCUUGCAUUGUUCAAACAAUAAAUUGAAGAAAAUUUUUAAAAUAGAACUUUGUUCUUCGUAUUUUACCCAAAAUUUUUUCCAGAUCGGCGGUACCUACCUUUCCCCAGUGAUUUUCCCCCCUCAAGUGGCGAUUGGAGCCUUGGGUAGGAUCCGAAAAGUCCCCAGAUACGAUCAUAAUGACCAAUUGAAGCCCACAAAUAUCAUCAACUUCUCAUGGGCGGCCGAUCAUCGGUUCGUCGAUGGCGCCACAAUGGCCAGGUUUAGCAAUCGCCUCAAGGAAUUGCUCGAAAAUCCCGGUCUUUUGGCCGCUUCGCUCAGAUAG
Messenger RNA from Bursaphelenchus xylophilus (pine wood nematode), 2965 nucleotides. The record is from the annotation of a GenBank genome assembly. NCBI's taxonomy places the organism in Eukaryota, Metazoa, Nematoda, Chromadorea, Rhabditida, Aphelenchoididae.